This is a messenger RNA of Neoarius graeffei (lesser salmon catfish), 719 nucleotides long. It is a transcript of the gene ss18l2, whose product is annotated as ss18, like 2. Gene Ontology annotation, cellular component: nucleus. The transcript is spliced from 4 exons. NCBI's taxonomy places the organism in Eukaryota, Metazoa, Chordata, Actinopteri, Siluriformes, Ariidae. Gene Ontology annotation, biological process: positive regulation of transcription by RNA polymerase II. The record is from RefSeq and is a predicted model, not a curated record. Gene Ontology annotation, molecular function: transcription coactivator activity. The coding region runs from base 80 to 352 and encodes 90 amino acids.
CGCAUUGGAAAACAGCCGCGAUAAAGUACCGCGCAUGCGCAGCACAUAGGCCGCUGGUGAAUGUUGAGCGAUUUUAAACAUGUCUGUUGUUUUUGUGCCGAAGAGACAACGCGGGAAAGCGCAAAUCAACCAAGAAAUCAUCCAAAGACUGCUGAAUGAAAAUGACCAGCUUGUGAGGUGCAUCACAGAGUACAUGCAGAAGGGCAGAGCCAUUGAAUGUGUACAAUAUCAACAGAUCCUCCAUCGAAACAUAGUUUACCUCGGAACGAUAGCAGACGCCAGUCCUGACGCGCCUGCUCCUUGUGAAGACGCAGCGGCUGGCGUUGGCAGGAAGGACGUUUCUAAAACCUGACUUCAGAUCAUUUGGCUGAUACCAACGUGCUGUUUUGUUGUGAUCAAUCGACACCUCGUGACCAAUGUUCCAUAACGCUGUUUUUAUUGGAAGGUGGAGGAUCUUGCUAAGAAAGGGGUUAAAACACAUGCCAUUCUGUAACAUUUAUAGAAGGAGUCUCCCGUGGUGUCCAGGGGCGCUGAUGAAGGAAUGACUGUUUAUAGCUGCUGUAACAUAAGUGAGAGCGUGUUUUGUAGAUGUUCCAGAGCAACUAUAAAAGAAAAGCUGUACUCGGACGAAUAAAACACUCCAGGAUGGACCCUGUCAUGGUUUUACUUCGGCUAAAAAUAACCUGCUAAUUAAACUCCAGAGCCUUGUGCACACUAAA